Molecule: messenger RNA, 156 nt
Organism: Dentiscutata heterogama
Lineage: Eukaryota; Fungi; Glomeromycota; Glomeromycetes; Diversisporales; Gigasporaceae
Source: the annotation of a GenBank genome assembly
AUGUUGGCAGUUGCUGAACUUAUUGUAGAAUUCGGGUGCCAGUUGCAUGGCUUGACUAGGCAGUUGAAAAGGUGGAAGCGUUGGGGUAGUGAUGAAUCCAAUCGGGAGGUUGUUGUUGAGGUAGGUGUUAUAGAAGGCUUGAAUAAAGAAAUUAUG